Messenger RNA from Ixodes scapularis (black-legged tick), 1268 nucleotides. RefSeq lists its product as uncharacterized. The transcript is spliced from 6 exons. The coding region runs from base 85 to 990 and encodes 301 amino acids. NCBI's taxonomy places the organism in Eukaryota, Metazoa, Arthropoda, Arachnida, Ixodida, Ixodidae. The record is from RefSeq and is a predicted model, not a curated record.
GUUUAUUCGGCUGUGCGUGAGCCAUUUUGUGGCGAACUCUGGGGGGGGUUGUAACUUGAUGUUUAGUGCCUGUACUUACGUGCGAUGGGCGUGUGCCAACGUCUCGGAGUGCGUUUUCUUGGGUUUGCAGAGAGGUUCCGACUGUUCUUCGGGUUCGCCAGCAAGCGUCGCACGUCCGUGCAGCUGCGUCCGGGGGCGCCACUGCUCUCGUCGGCGCCGAGCCCCCCCCAGCUAAAAGGAGCAGACACGAAGGACAUCCCACAGGAAUGGGACAGACUGAGGAAGCGUCCCAUGGCCCAGAAUCCCCACUACUGGAUGGAGGCCAAGAAACGCUUCCGGGCUGCCCUGGGUAAAGUCACGUUUGGGUGGACGCAGCCCCGCUGCAAGGCCAGGGGGGCGAGCUCAAGAAUGUCAAGGUGCGCAAGAUCAAGUGGACCAGAGGUGCACUCAAAGAUGUUCCCGUACUCCUGCUCGAGCUGCAGCGUGAAGACCCGUCUGCUGCUACAGCUAUGGCACCACGAGCUUCGGCGCCUGGCGCAGCGGCUCUGCAGGUGCCACCGGUGUGGCCUCAUGUGCCAUGUGCGCGAGAACCUCCGCUACCACCUGGCCAAGGCCCACGGCCAGAACCACGUGCCGGCACCCGACCCCGACCGAAAGCUGGUCCCCGUGUGCACCGGGGAGUUUGGCUGGCCGGCCGCGCCCAAGCCGAAAGCAGGCCGAGCCAAGCCGACCGGCGGCCAAAAGUCUGGCGUCCGCAAGCCGAAGCCGACCGAGGCCAAUGGCCACUCCGUGAACUACACUGCUGCACUUACUGGUUCCGUAGAGUCUCGGAAGGGCCACUGGUGCCAUCUCGCAGGGCCUUCUUGCAGUAGCUACGUAAGGCAACUUUCAUGUUUUGACUCGUUGCUAAAGAGUGGCACUGUUAUCAUAUUUAGUUUGGUCUCGGUGGACGCCAGCAGUCCAGGUUCCAAGGUUGAGUUUCCUAGCUGAGUGUUUUAGUAACGUUGGUUUUUGGUGGCAUAGCAAAUGUUAGGUCAACAAAACGGAUCUUGCCCUGCAUGUUAGGGUCAGAUAUUAGUUACUGUUCACCUGAUGGACUCCUUUCUCUGCAUUCAUCAUAGGUUUCAAAUCGUCCUGAGUCAUGGGCCAAGCCUUUCAAGACUGCACCCUUAGGCCCAGUCCUUUUUGGUGGAUCGGAUCUUGCCAUCUUCCCCUAUCGUGGCUUCCUGUUGUAAUUAAAUAAAUUGGCAUAUUAUUUUCUGAUGGUG